This is a messenger RNA of Ziziphus jujuba (common jujube), 2085 nucleotides long. RefSeq names its product disease resistance protein RPV1-like. The record is from RefSeq and is a predicted model, not a curated record. The transcript is spliced from 2 exons. Gene Ontology annotation, biological process: signal transduction; defense response. Gene Ontology annotation, molecular function: ADP binding. The coding region runs from base 277 to 1518 and encodes 413 amino acids. NCBI's taxonomy places the organism in Eukaryota, Viridiplantae, Streptophyta, Magnoliopsida, Rosales, Rhamnaceae.
UUUUCACUGCAACUACUACAACGCGUUGAAUUAUUUGCGUUGCUGGGAUGACCUUUGACAAUGGCAGAAUUUUCAUCCCUGUACACUGUUGUGUGGUUCAUGGAGAUGGAGGUUGUAGGUACCCAGCCUUUUUCUUACUACAGAAGUAAUUAGCCUCUGUAACCCUUUUCUCAUCUCCUUCUCAUCGCCAAAGACUUUCUCAUUAUACACCAUCAUAUAGAUAAAAGCUUUCCAUUUUUUUAAUUUGAGUUUUUGAGCCGUGUAUGUACAACAGCCAUGGCUUCUUCUUCUAAGUAUGAUGUAUUUCUGAGUUUCAGAGGUGUUGAUACUCGUGAUAGUAUCACCAGCCAUCUUCAUAGUGCUUUGGUAAGGAGAAAAUUGGAGACCUACAUAGACUGCAGAAUUGAGAAAGGAGAUGAAAUCUCACCUGUCCUUCUCAAAGCAAUCGAGGACUCAAAGCUCUCCAUAAUCAUUUUCUCUGAAAACUAUGCUGCUUCACCAUGGUGUUUGGAUGAAUUGGUGCAUAUAAUGGAUUGCAAGAGAAGAAUUGCACAAUUUGUGAUACCCAUUUUCUACAAAAUUGAUCCAUCAAGUGUACGGCAACAGAAGCAGAGUUAUGCUACUGCUUUUGAUGAACACAAAGUUCGUUUCAUGGGGAAUUCGGAGAAGCUUCAAAAGUGGAAAGAUGCUUUGGCUCAAGCUGCCAAUCUAUCUGGCUUUGAUUCGGCCACUAUCAGGAUUGAAUCUGAAUUGGUUGAGGCUGUAGUGAAAGAUGUUUUGAACAAAUUGAACCGUGAAACUUCUAGUGACUUAAAAGGUUUGGUUGGAAUUGACAGACAGAUUGAGCAAAUUGAAUCACUAUUAUGCAUUGGUUCACAAGAUGUUCGGAUUAUAGGUAUUUGGGGCAUAGGUGGUAUAGGCAAGACUACACUCGCUGAUGUUGUGUUUAACAAACUCUCUUCUCAAUUUGAAGGUUACUUCUUUCUUGCAAAUGUUAGGGAAGAAUCAGAGAAACAUGGAUUAGAUCAUUUACGCAAUAAACUUCUUUGGGGAUUAUUGGAUGAAGAAAAUAUGAAUUAUGGCGCCCCAUCUAUAGGAUAUUUUGAUAGAGAGAGGCUUCGUCGGAAAAGAGUUCUCGCUGUUCUUGAUGAUGUGAAUGAUAUAAGCCAACUAGAAUUUCUAGCAAUAGCGAAUGAUCGGUUUGGCCUUGGAAGUAGAAUCAUUAUUACCACUAGGGAUGUGCAAGUGCUUAGAAAUGUUGGAGCACAAGGAAUGUACAAGGUUGAGGAAUUGAACUUUGAUGAAGCUCUCCAUCUCUUUUGUUUGAAUGCUUUCAAAAAUGUCUCUCCACCAAUAGAGUAUACAACAUUGUCGAGAAGAGUGAUAAACUAUGCUAAGGGCAUUCCAUUAGCUCUUAAAGUUUUGGGUUCGUUCCUUUAUCAGAAGACGGAAGAAGAAUGGGAAAGUGCAUUGCAAAAACUGAAAAAGUUUCCUCAUAAGGCAAUUCAGAUGUCUUGAGAAUAACUUACGAUGGACUAGAAGAUGACACAUUAGAUAUAUUUUUUGAUAAAGCAUGUUUAUACCUAUUGGAGGAGAAAUAUUAUGCAAAAAGAAUAAUAGAAGCAUGUGGUUUCUAUGUGGAAGUGGGAUUAAGAGUUCUUAAUGAUAUGUCACUCAUAAUGAUAAGGGACAACAGUCUGCAGAUGAAUGACUUAAUACAAGAAAUGGGCUGGACAAUUGUUCAAGAACAAUCUGCUAAAGAGCCAGGAAACGAAGUAGGUUAUGGAUUGCAGACGAUGCUUAUCAUGUUUUGAAAUAUAAAACAGUAAGAGGCACAGAACACACAAACUGGUUUUUGAAUAAACAUGUUUUUAUGAGUUGAUUCUUAUUUACGUACUUUUGUCUUGAUUACCAGAGAACUGCAGCAGCUGAAGGCAUAUUUCUAGGCAAGUCUAAAUUUAGAACGUUAGACUUGAGUCAUGGAGCCUUCUCAAAGAUGUACAACCUAAGAUUGCUCAAAUUUUAUGAUUCUGAAUUACAUCUGAUUGCUCAAAUUUUAUGAUUCUGAAUUACAUCUGACUGUUA